AAACCUAGUAGGCAUAGUCUAUUUAUUUUAAAAUAAACCUUAUGCCUAGAUAUCUAUAUCUAAAUUUUCCAAAUGUAUUUUCAGAAGUUCGAAUGAGGAGAUGGAGAUGGCUGGGCCAUGUCCUACGCAUGAGCAAAAGAUGACUCCCCAACAUGGCACUGAUGUGGACUCCGCCUGGAAAACGAAAGAGGGGAAGACCACUGGGAACUUGGAGGAGAGAGAUGGAAGAAGAAGUGCAAGCUGCUGGCAAGACCUGGCAUGAACUAAAGUGGCUCGCCCAGGACAGAGUGGAAUGGCAGGGAUUUGUUGCUGCCCUAUACUCCACAGGGAGUGAUGAGGAUUGAAGAAAGCAGACACAGAUCCAGUGUUGGAAGAGGAAGUAUUUUACAUAAAAGAAAAAAAAAACAACAGAUGUCAAAGCAGGUAUUGGCUGGUGCAGAAACAGCAUGAAAGGAUUUUUGUAUCUUUCCUGGACUGUGUUGCAGGUCAAAACGUAUAAGAAAUAAAAUGUUAGUUGCUGGUGCUGCAGACAGGAAUAAACAGCCUAUUCUUGAUGUUUUGCAAGGUUAUCUACCACCCAUUAACCAAACUGGCAGAGUUUUGGAAAUUGCUUCUGGCACAGGGCAACACAUAGCACAUUUUGCUGCUCACUUUCAGCAUGUCUUGUUUCAACCUAGUGAUAUCGACAGAAAUUGUGUUUCAAGUAUAACUGCAUACAUUGAAAACAAAAAACUAACCAAUGUUUUACAACCAGUUGAGAUAGAUGUUACCAAGCCAAUAGACCAAUGGCCAGGGGGAAAGUUUGAGCCAUCCUCUUGGGAUGUUAUUUUAAAUAGCAACAUGAUCCACAUAUCUCCAUGGGAAUCAGCAGUGGGUCUCUUUAAGGCUUCUGGGUAUUUACUCAAAGACAAAGGUGUUUUGUUUAUGUAUGGGCCUUAUAAGGUAAACGGUGUGUUAACUCCAGAGAGCAAUGUGCGGUUUAAUCAACAGCUGAUAGCUCAAAACCCUAGCUGGGGUGUGAGAGAUAUUGUAGAUCUUGAAAAAUUAGCUAAAGACAACAAUCUUUGCCUAGAAAAAAUGGUAGAUAUGCCAGCAAAUAACAAGUGUGUCAUCUUUAGAAAAACCAGCUAAAACAAGAUAUUAAAAGAUGGCUCUUAGGUGGAAUACCACAACAGAUAUUUCAAACUAUUCUUUGUCAGUAAAUACACUGUAUCAAUUUUAGUUUCAUACAUACAAUCUUGAUAAUUCACUUCAGAACUAAAAUACUUCAGCAUACUAAAAUGUAUACCGACCACCAUGUGCCAAUUGAUAUGUAUUAGUUAAACUGUUGUCAAAUAAAGUACAAACUUAAUUAAGCAAGUUCAGCUAUUUACAUAAGUGAUACCUCUCCCAUUACAACAGCCGUCUGCAUUGUUCACAAUUACCAUAUCUGACUGUUGGUCAUUAUGGUAGAUGGAGUAGAGUUCACCUGUUUCUGUAGUACUGCAUAUGACAAAAGUUGCGUAGCCAUGCAAUACCAAGCUGGCGGUAGUAAAUGAAUUAAAAAGUGAACUAGAUUUAGUGGCUUGAAGUUUAUAUGCUAGACUGAAAAGCAAUAAAUUUUAUUUAGCAAGGCAAUCUAAUUGUGCUGCAAUUCAUUCUUAGUUGAAACAGGAAGCUUGAUUGUAACGAUCUUUUAAGCCAUUGGUUGUUAAAUAUUUUUAAAAUUUUAGUCUUUUGUAUAAUGUAGAAUGUAAAGUUUUAUUAAGAUAUUGAAUAAAACUUUAUUAAAACAAA
Physella acuta is the source of this 1776-nucleotide messenger RNA. RefSeq names its product methyltransferase-like 26. NCBI's taxonomy places the organism in Eukaryota, Metazoa, Mollusca, Gastropoda, Physidae. The record is from RefSeq and is a predicted model, not a curated record.